This is a messenger RNA of Passer montanus (Eurasian tree sparrow), 1874 nucleotides long. RefSeq names its product sideroflexin 1 (gene SFXN1). Gene Ontology annotation, biological process: monoatomic ion transport; serine import into mitochondrion. The transcript is spliced from 12 exons. The record is from RefSeq and is a predicted model, not a curated record. Gene Ontology annotation, molecular function: monoatomic ion transmembrane transporter activity. Lineage: Eukaryota; Metazoa; Chordata; Aves; Passeriformes; Passeridae. Gene Ontology annotation, cellular component: mitochondrial inner membrane. Bases 624 to 1592 code for a protein of 322 amino acids.
GACUCUGGGCAUUAGCGAGCAGGUUGCACAGGACUGAUAUGAACCAAAAGGGAAACAAAAAAACAAACCAGAAGGUUUGCAAUUCCAAAGUGUUUCUACUGUUGCAGCAGCCCAGCCAUUCUGGGAAUAACAGGAAGAGGGAAAAUGACAGUGGGGAGGCCACCAUUUGUCCCUGUGCCGCUUUCCUCCUCCACAGCUGCAUCCAGAGCAUCAUUUCUGGGUGCCAGCAGCUUUGGAUUGCUGAAAUAGAGAUGAAGACACAUCCUGCCCUGAGAACUGCCUUCCCAGUGCCCACACCAGGGUUACGGGCUGGGAGCCCGGCUAGGAAGGGAUGUGUGUGAGCAGAGGGUGACAGUGACAUGGGAUAUUCCUUAUCUGGCUGCUAAUGCACUUUUUAUCUCCUCCCUCAGGUGCCAGUGCUGUGACAAGCCUCGUACUUGAGUGAACUUCAGAGCAGCCUCCUGAGCUGUGCUGUCCUCACACAUGACAAUUUAUUGUCCCUCAUCACCAGGGAUUGCGUGACAGCAGCACAGAUUCCAGGCCUGCAAGAGACAAGCCUCCCUGCUGCAGGAUCAUCAUUUCCAGGGGAGGAACACGCCAAAUAACUCCAAGAGCUUUUGAAGAUGGCACCAGAUAUCCCAUUAAAUAUUAACAUCAAGGAGCCCCGAUGGGAUCAAAGCACUUUCAUUGGACGAGCCAAUCACUUCUUCACUGUAACAGACCCCAGGAAUAUUUUGUUAUCUAAUGCCAAACUGGAAAAUGCAAGAAAAAUUGUGCAUGAUUACAGACAAGGUAUUGUGGCACCUGGCUUGACAGAAGAUGAGCUGUGGAGAGCAAAAUACAUUUAUGAUUCAGCCUUUCACCCCGACACUGGGGAGAAGAUGUUCGUGAUCGGCCGAAUGUCCGCCCAGGUGCCCAUGAACAUGACUAUCACAGGCUGCAUGAUGACCUUCUACAGAACGACACCAGCAGUGUUAUUCUGGCAGUGGGUCAACCAGUCCUUCAAUGCUAUAGUAAACUACACCAACAGGAGUGGGGAUGCCCCAAUCACUGUCAGGCAGCUGGGAACAGCCUAUGUUUCUGCCACCACAGGUGCUGUCGCUACAGCCUUAGGACUUAAUUUACUAGCAAAGCGCGUCUCACCUCUCGUAGGGAGGUUUGUUCCUUUUGCUGCUGUUGCUUCUGCCAACUGCAUCAAUAUUCCACUAAUGAGACAAAGGGAACUCCAGUUUGGAAUUCCUGUCACGGAUGAGGAUGGAAAAAGGCUGGGUGAUUCAUCCAAAGCAGCUCAGCAGGCGAUUGCCCAGGUGGUGAUAUCCAGGAUUCUGAUGGCUUCUCCUGGCAUGGCUAUUCCUCCAUUCAUAAUGAACGCCCUGGAAAAGAAAGCCUUUUUAAAGAAAUUUCCUUGGAUGAGCGCUCCCAUUCAGGUUGGAUUAGUUGGAAUCUGUCUGGUGUUUGCAACUCCCCUGUGUUGUGCCCUGUUUCCUCAGAAAAGUUCGAUGUCGGUGUCGCGCUUGGAGCCAGAUUUGCAAGACAGGAUCCAAGCCAGCAGCCCUGGCCUAGAACGUGUAUACUUCAAUAAAGGAUUAUAAUUCAAGGAAGGCAAAGUAUCUUUCAAGGAGAAACUUACGAACUUAUUUUUUGAAUUGUGUGCCAACAUAGACAAGAACACACCUUUAUCUUGUCCUUUUGUUAAACAGGUUUGAUCAUCUGCAUUAUUUUACAGUUAAAGACUUUCCACAGUAUAGUGUUUAAAUUACAUAAGGUCACUUUGUCCACUUUGGUAUUGUUUGAAAGUUUAAACAUACAUAUCCAGAGAUGUUUACAUAAGUCUCAAGCAGCUACAAUAACAAUAAAGAAGCGCACAAUGAAAA